AUGCCCGAACAGCCGUCUGCAUCUUUUGCCGAUUCAUGUACCAUUCAUGAUUUUGAUGAACUUCUUUCAUUAGAUGAUAUAUUUGUUGAAUAUUUUAAUGAAUUUCUUCGUUUGGGUACGUUUGUACAAAAAAUUGAAUAUAAUCGUGAAUUAAAUACAUUUACUGAAAAAAAUCAAAAUAAAAUACUAAAUACAAAUGAUGAUCAAUCUUCUAAUGAUAAUGAAAAAAAAUCAAAUGAAAUCGAUACUAAUAGUCUUUAUAGUGGUUUUUCGGAUUUAAUACAAUUAGAUGAUGUACCUGAAUUAACAAAUAAUACUGAUUUAAAUUUACAAAAAACUCGUCAAGUACAAAUAAUGGAAUGGAUUAAAAAUGAACGACUUAUUCUUUUUUGGCGUACAGAACUUUAUCGUCAAUAUAAAUUAUGUAAACUUUUGUUAAGACCAGUGACUAAUGAAGAUGAACCAUCAGAAUAUUCUAGUCAAGGUAUUGGUGGGUAUAGUCGACAAAGUGUUUAUACAGCUGCUCGAACACUUUCAACAGAUAAUUCAAAUGGACAUGGAAUUGCACAAAUAGCAACACUUGAAGGAGAUGAAGAACAGCAAGAUUUCGAUCAAAAUGAACCAUUUAUAAAUGCAAAUAUGAUCUUUGAAAAUAAUAUUAUGCUAUCAGAACUUUUACGUAUGCCAAAAGCAUUUUUAAGACCAGGCAGUCGAGCUUAUUCUGUACCAGCUAAUAUGGUUAGUUCACUUUCAAUAUUUUUUCCAAGUAUAACAACAAAAUAUCCAACGAAAAUGUCAAAAAGAUCAUCAAGUUCUAAAACAAGUCAAAGAAAAUCAUUACCAAAAGAUGAUGAAAAUAUUUCAUCAGAUGAUCCAAGAAGUUUAUCAAUAUAUAGUAGUGUUAAAAUGAAAUAUUUUGAAGAUGCUGAAAAUGAAGAAGAAAAUAAUGAUAUAGCAGAUUUUGGUUUAGAAAUACAAAGUUCAAGUAAUCAACUUAAAUAUAAAUAUCUUGGUUCAUUCCAAGGUAUGCAAUCAUUUGUUCGUUUUCUUCAAACAACUAAAGGUGGUUAUGAACUCUAUCGAUUUUGGAUGGAUUGUGAAUUUUUUAAAGAUACAAUGACUUCUCUUGAUGAUAUUCCAAAUGUUGUUGCACGUACACGUCUAUUUCGUGAUUUAAAUGAUGGUAAAUAUCAUUUACCAUUUAUGCGUCAUUUACAAAAUAAAAUUCGUCGUGCUUAUUCGGAUAAAGCUGGUUCAUUAUCACAUGAUGUUUUUCUUCAAGUACAAUAUGAUGUUUUACGUCGUUUACGUAUAUAUUGGUCAGCUAGAUUUAUAAUUCAUCAAUUAUUUCAACAACAUCAUUCACAAUUACAUUUUCCAAUUGAAUCAAAACGACCAGCAAAUGUUUGUCUUUAUCCAAUUGAUCAACUUACACAAGCAAAUUUUAUUGAAAUGACACGUGUAUUUAUUUCGACAGAUUAUACUACAAAUGAUAAUAUUAUUUCAAAUAAAGAUAAUGAAGAUAUUCAAGAUGAAAGUGAACAAUCAUUUAAUAAUACAUUUAUGAAAAAAUAUGCAACUAUUAUUCGACAAGAUAAACAAGCUGGUGGAUUAUUUCUUCGUUAUAUUACAGAUAAAGAACGUCGAUUAUUACCAUUAAUGCUAUUUUGUUAUGAUGUUGAUGAUUUUCGUUAUUCAAAUAUUGAUGAUAAAAUUCUUGAAAGUCAACAUGGUUUAUCAAUUUUAAAUACUUAUUUUGGUAAUUCAGCUAAAUUAUCUCUUGAUCAAUUUAUGCCAGAUAUUCAAAUAAAUAAAUGGGUUGACACAUUUCAUCACUAUAAAUUUGAUAAACUUUCAUUUGAACCAUUAUUUAAACGAGCAUUACUCAUAUUAAAAGGUGCUUGGUUACGUUGUAUAAAAGAAGAUGUUACGCGUUUCACAACGGCUUAUUAUUUAACAUCAUCACCUUCACAUUCAGUUAACGGAAGUGAAGAUGAAGAUGAAGAGGAAAGUGAAGAGGAAGAAGAAGAGGAAAUAAAAGAUGAACGAAGUCCAAUGAAACCAAUGUUAAAAAAAGAAAUUCAACGAACACGUUCUCCACAGACACAAAUUAAAAUAUCGAAUGAUAUGAUUUAUAUAAAACGCCCAUGGUUAAAUCGUUUUAUUCCAUCGGCACCAACUGAACGUCAAGAACGUUUUAUGGAAGCAUUAGAAAAUGCCAUGACUGAUGAAGAACGACAACGUUUACGUGCUGCAAGACUUGAACGUUUACGUAAAAUCGAAGAAAAUCGUAAAAAAGCUUUAAAAGCAGCAAGAGAAAGACGACAAAAAGAAGCACAUGACAAAGCAGGUGCAGAUGCAUUAAAUAAUGAAAGAAAUGCUCAAAUGCGUCGACGUGAAGCAGGAUUUUAUAUUGAUCGAAUUUUACCAAGUAAAACAGCAACAGUACCAAAAGAUGCUCAAAAUUUAUUAUUGACUGAUUUUCAACGUUAUAUUAAAUCAAGUAAAACAGCACCAUCGAAAUUUGAACAGAAGCUUAAUCUUGUCUUUGACGUUAUUAAGUGGACAGAAACAACAAAUCCAUAUGAAAAACAACAACAACUAGAUCGUAUGAGAAAGACUUAUUUUGAUAGUCAAUCAAAACGAAAUAUUCUUCCAUUAAAUGAUGAACAUACUGAAAUGUUAGAUUUAAAUAGUGGUCGUCCCGAUCCAGCAUUUAUUCAUAGUAUUUAUCGUGAUAUACGUGUUGAAUUCGAAGAAGAAUUUGUUCGUUAUUGUGGAGAUCGUAUAAAUGAAUUUGAAAUUGAUUCAAUGGAUGAUUUUCUAUCAAAAUCAUAUGAUGAAUUAACAUUAUUAUUUAAUGAUGUAAAUGAUGGUAGACGAGGAGGUCCUGAUGAUGAUGAUAACAGUGGAUUAUUUGAUCCUGAUGUUGAAGCAUUAGCAUCAAAUAAUGAUGGUACAGGUAAAGCAACAAAAAAACAUUAUGCUGAAUUAUUUCAAUUAAUAUCUGAUGCUGCUGUUGGUCGUUUUAAUGAACGUUUUUAUUAUUUUUAUGCCUAUUUAACACAUUGGGUUGAUCCAAAAAAAGCUCCAUAUAUCGAUCAAGAUUUUUUAUUUUGUAUUGAUGUUAAUCGUUUAAAAGAAAUAGCUAAUGAUUCAAUGUUACAAGCAAAAAUACGUUAUGUACUUGAAACAUAUUUUGAAUCAAAUGUAACAUCAAAUGGUUUUACAUGUCGUCUUGAUUUAACAAACAUUGAUUUACAAACACGUAUUGUACGUUCAUUACAAAAAUAUUUAUCAACUAAUGUUAAUGAUUUUACAUCAUUAGAUGAAGCACGAACAAUUUUAGUUAAAGAUAAACUUGUUAAUUAUUAUGCAGGUUUUAAAGCAUAUUUAUUUCGUAUGAAUUUAACUAAAACACAUCCAUCACGUCUUGCAAAAUUACAAGAACAAUUAAAUAUUUAUCAACAACAACAACAACAACGUACUAAUAAAUCAGCUAAAACAAAUACACGUUCAUCAGCAUCAACAACAAAUAAAAUAGUAUCACCAAGAAAAAAUCUAACAGCUAUGUCAAAAAAUCAUCCACUAUCAUCAACACCAAUUGAUUUAACAACAGUAACAAAAACUCAACGUUUACUUAAUGAAAGAAUGAAAACAUUCGAUAAAAUUCAACCUAAUAAAGUUAAUGAUAUACCUUUUCCAAAUCCUAAUAAAACAAUACGACAACGAUCUGCAAAUAAUAAUAAUAAUAAAUUACGUAAUUCUAAUAAUCAAGAUGGACAAGUAACAAUGAAUAUAGAAAGAUUAAAUAGUCCUAAAGAAAAAAGUCGAGGACCUGUUUUUGUUCAAUAUACAUUAACAAGUGGACUUAAAAUAAAAUAUUCGGAUGGAAAGCCUAUUGAAGAUAAUAUAAAUGGAGCUGGUAUUGGAUUACAACAACGACGUACAAGUGUGACUUAUUCAUUCGGAAGUGGAAAUGAUUAA
Messenger RNA from Rotaria sp. Silwood2, 3987 nucleotides. Lineage: Eukaryota; Metazoa; Rotifera; Eurotatoria; Philodinida; Philodinidae. The record is from the annotation of a GenBank genome assembly.